AUGGGAUAUCCGGGGGAAUGGGAGAAUAUCCACCUUGAGGGUGAGAUUGAGGGCUCGAGUGAGCGGAAGGUUUGGCCGACGUUUGUGUUUGAGAAGUCAGAGCUGGGUGAUCUUGGCCAGUUUGCUCGGUCUGCUACCGGCCGAGAGUUGGACACCUCGGCUCGCCUGACAAUCUGCCAAGACAUCGGAAACGCAAUCGGGCAAUUGCACUCCCAUCGCAUCAUACACGGGGACAUUAAACCUACGAACGUCAUCGUAUUCAGAGAAGACGAUGGCUCAUUCACCGCCAAAGUAGCAGAUUUCGGCUAUUCCGUCUACUUCUCCGAUGCUGACCAAGGAAUCAAGCUUGCUCAAUCCCAUCCAUGGUACGCGCCAGAGUGCAACGAAUACCGCAGAAUGAAGGUUCAGCAAGCCUUAAAGACCGAGGUCUUCUCCUUCGGAAUGCUCUGUUUAUGGUUUCUAUUUGAGGAUUGCCGAGUGGGAGCCUCGACAGCUUCGAACAUCGAAGGAACUGCCACGAGCGGCGACGCGCUGCUUGCAUCCAUGACGAGCGAAGCCGACUUCAAGCUUGGCUCGUUGAUGAACGCCUUGUACUCCUCUGACUUUAGGGUGCGACACUAUAUCGUCCAAGAGUUAGUCAAGAUCGUUCAGCGAGAUCCGGGAAACCCAGUUGCCGGCCAACUCACGCUCUGCCAUGAACUUGGGUUUGGCAGAGCCCGGGCCCAAAGCGCCCACCUGGUCCUUUCGCAUCAAGAUCUAGAGGGAAUCAAGGCUGAGUUUCAGCAAGGCAUGGAUUCCCAGGGACUGCUUCUUGAAAGAAGGCAGGCCGCCUGUACAGGACACAUCCUGGACGCCGCAGAAUCGAUCAUAAGUGGGGAGAUUGAAGGGGUGUCGCCCUUCAUAGGGGCCGACCAUUUGCUCGUGGUAAUCAUGAAAGCGGCGCUGUCUCACAUCAAAUCUGAUCUAGGCAAACUCGAGGAAGCUUUGGAAAUCCAGGAAGAGGUUGUGGCUCUAUGUGAGCCAUAUGGGGAGAAUGAUGAGUAUUAUCUUACUGUUCUGCAGGAUUUAGCAACGCUCUAUGCGGAAAACAAUCGCUUAGAAGAGGCAGAAGCACUCUCAGUCAAGGUCCUUGAAUUGACAAAGACUGCGUUGGGCGAAGAGCACCAAGACGCCGUGGUUUGCAUGAUCAACCUCGGUGCGCUAUACGUCGAUCUGGAGCGCACCGAGGAAGCUGAAGACUUGCUGCUAGGAACCUGCGCCAUUACGACGAGGAUAUGGCACCAGGACCACCCUCUAACCUUGAAAGCAAGAUACACGCUUGCACUAGCUUACGAUCUGCAAGGGCGGUACCGCGAGGCGAUAGACCUCAUGACCUCGGUUUUGAAAGGGCAAAUAUCGACGCUCGGUGGAGCUAAUCCUGACACGAUAUGUACCGCGCGAAGCCUGGCCAUGAUACAUCGCGAGCAGCGUGCUUACGAGGAAGCCAUUAAAAUUCAGGGUUACUUCACGAAACAAGCGGGUAAAGUCCUAGGCUUCACGCACGAGCUGACCUUGGACGUUACGGAAGAUCUAGCGGAGACCCUUACUCAGUGUUUGCACCAUGAAGAAGCGAGAAAGCUACGUUCGACUCAAGGAAAAUAUAGCGUUGAAUGA
Molecule: messenger RNA, 1653 nt
Organism: Parascedosporium putredinis
Lineage: Eukaryota; Fungi; Ascomycota; Sordariomycetes; Microascales; Microascaceae
Source: the annotation of a GenBank genome assembly